AUGCUCUGGAAAUCAGUUUAUAAGGAUACACCUAUCGUAGAUAAAAAAAUCGUCGAGGUUUUUCUUUCAAUUGAUGAUCUGAAGUGCCUUUACAAGCCAGUUUCAGUUCGAACCACGAUCCAGUGUGCCGGAAAUCGCCGAAUCGACAUGCAGAACUCUUUCAAAAAAGAAAAGUCCAUGCCUAAUCGUUUAUUUUCCCCUGGUGGGCAAUAUUCACAGUUCUCAAUUCUCGGCCUUCCUUGGCAGCACUCGGCUAUUUCAGCGGCUGAAUGGACUGGCGUUCGUCUGACGGAUUUCCUGCUA
This is a messenger RNA of Protopolystoma xenopodis, 303 nucleotides long. Lineage: Eukaryota; Metazoa; Platyhelminthes; Monogenea; Polystomatidea; Polystomatidae. The record is from the annotation of a GenBank genome assembly.